UUUUCCCUCCUUUGGACUUCAGGAGCCUCCCUCCCUCCCCCCCAGCCCUCAGAUCCCAGCAGAUCCCCUCGCGCGGGCAGAGGCCGAGGAGCACGGUGCAGCGGCGCAGGGGGAACGAGCCGAGGCCGGGGUUACGCGCGGAGCACUUUCUCGAGGGAGCCGCGCUGCUGUGGAUGGGAAGAGGAUGCAUUGUGGGUUGCUGGAGGAGCCCGACAUGGAUUCCACAGAGAGCUGGAUCGAGAGGUGUCUCAGCGAGAGCGAGAACAAGCGCUACUCCAGCCACACGUCCCUGGGCAACAUGUCCAACGACGAAAAUGAAGAAAAAGAAAACAACAGAGCAUCCAAACCUCAUUCGACUCCAGCAACUUUACAGUGGCUGGAGGAGAACUACGAGAUUGCUGAGGGAGUGUGCAUUCCUCGCAGUGCGCUCUACAUGCACUAUCUGGACUUCUGCGAGAAGCACGACACACAACCUGUCAAUGCAGCCAGCUUUGGCAAGAUAAUAAGGCAGCAGUUUCCACAGCUAACAACAAGGCGACUGGGAACCAGAGGCCAGUCAAAAUAUCAUUAUUAUGGGAUAGCAGUGAAGGAGAGCUCCCAGUACUAUGACGUGAUGUACUCUAAGAAAGGGGCCGCCUGGGUGAACGAGACGGGCAAGAAGGAGGUCACCAAGCAGACAGUGGCGUAUUCACCCCGCUCCAAGCUGGGGACGCUCCUGCCAGACUUCCCAAAUGUCAAAGACCUAAAUCUGCCCACGAGCCUGCCAGAGGAGAAGGUUUCCACCUUUAUUAUGAUGUACAGAACGCACUGCCAGAGGAUCCUGGAUACCGUUAUACGGGCAAACUUUGAUGAAGUACAGAGUUUCCUGCUGCAUUUCUGGCAGGGCAUGCCGCCCCACAUGCUACCUGUUCUGGGUUCCCCCACUGUGGUCAACAUCGUGGGUGUCUGUGACUCCAUCCUCUACAAAGCAAUCUCUGGGGUGCUUAUGCCCACCGUGCUGCAGGCAUUACCUGACAGCUUGACGCAGGUGAUCCGUAAGUUUGCGAAACAGCUGGACGAAUGGCUCAAGGUUGCAUUACAUGACCUCCCGGAGAACUUGCGGAACAUAAAGUUUGAGUUGUCCAGAAGAUUUUCACAGAUUCUUAGACGACAAACAUCACUGAAUCAUCUUUGUCAGGCCUCCCGAACUGUUAUCCACAGUGCGGACAUCACUUUCCAGAUGCUGGAAGACUGGAGAAAUGUAGAUCUGAACAGCAUCACCAAGCAAACACUGUACACUAUGGAGGACUCGCAAGAAGAGCACAGAAAGCUCAUCAUCCAGCUGUACCAGGAGUUUGACCGGCUGCUGGAGGAGCAGUCGCCCAUCGAGUCGUACAUCGAGUGGCUGGACUCUAUGGUGGACCGCUGUGUGGUGAAGAUGGCAGGGAAGAGGUCAGGAGGCCUGAAGAAAGUGGCCCAGCAGUUCCUGCUCAUGUGGUCAUGCUUUGGGACCAGAGUCAUUCGGGACAUGACCCUUCACAGUGCCCCCAGCUUCGGGUCCUUCCACCUGAUCCACCUCAUGUUUGAUGACUAUGUCUUGUAUCUGCUGGAGUCUCUGCACUGUCAAGAGAGGGCCAAUGAGCUGAUGAAGGCCAUGAAGGGGGAAGGGAGCACAGACAGGGGAGAACAUGUGAUGCCUCCGGAAGCCACGCCCCCUCUGAUGUCCCCGAGACCCUAUUCACCUGCCAAGUCUGUCAACUCCGUCAGAGUUGCCGCAGGCCAUUCCCCGGACACCCCUCAAUCCCCCGACUACCCUGGUAUCCCAGCAACCACAGGUGCAAUCCAGUCGUACACCUGGUCCCUCACAUACACAGUGACCACUUCGGAAAACUCUCCCUCAGAGGGCAGCCAGCAGCUUCCCUGCAUGCGUGGCGGCCCCGUGCCGCCUCCCUCGACCGCCCACCGGAUGCCAGUGUAUCCCCAUCGGGAUGAGCAUGGGUACACAGGCAGCUACAACUAUGGCAGCUACUCAAACCAGCACCACCACCCCAUCCAGAACCAGUACCCUGCGCUGCCUCACGAGCCGGGGAUCGGAACGUCCCUCCACUACCCCGCUUACCACCGCACCAGCACACAGUACCCACUCAACAGCCAGAUGUCCCGAAUGGAGCCAUGCUUAAUGGGGGGGACCCCCAGGCUUCACCCCACACCGGUGACCCCACGCUGGCCGGAUGUCCCACCAGCUAACAGCUGCUAUUCCAGCCCCCCCAUGCACUCCUCACGCUACCCCCCAUCGGGGGAUGUGUACUCCUCCUUGGUGCCGCGCAGAAAUUCGGAAUAUGAGCAUGUGCAACACUUCCCUGGCUUUGCCUACAUCAAUAGUGAGGCCACGACAGGUUGGGCCAAGUAGCCUCUACUUCUUGCCAUCCUCUUCCACCUCCCUAUAGAGGCUCGUCGACCUCAGCCAGCGGAUGCCAAUCCCCCUGCACUGCCCUACCUUCCCCGACCCACACGUUUCACUGGAUUUGGAGACUUGAAGAUUAGCACUGGAGAUCAUCAUGAGGCGCGGUGAUGGUCCAACAUAGUUUCAAGUAUUUUCAGAGUCUGUGGGUAAUCUGACGUCCAGAGUUGUGGGAGCAGCUUGUUGGGCUGUGUGUUCUCUGGAAGGAGCAGCAUGGCGGCCAUAAGAGAAGGUGACCUGUCAUUGCCAAGCUGUACCUUGUUUCCCUUCCAAGUGGAUGUCCUUUGAGGAUGUUGGUGGUGUGGGCCUCACCACUGAUUGUAUUCAAAUCCCCACCAAGUGACUUCUGUGCGAUGGUGUGCACAAAAGGGUGUCCACUUCCUUCAACCCUAUGGUUCACACCUGUUUAAAAAAAACAUCACAGCUGUUUGUGAACCGUUAGCAUGUUUUGCCAUCUUGUCAGGUCUGUUGUACGUAUAUUUCCUCUUUGGUGUGCUGCACAACGGAGCUGUGCAAGUUGCCACCAGCAACCAAGGAUUGUCGAUAACAUAUCAACAAGAAGUAUGAGGACGAUGGUGUGCGCUCAGCACAAAAACGUAACAUAAGGGAUUUUCUUUUCAACCAGAUUACAUUUUAUCGUGAUAAAUAUUUUGCAUUUUCCAUUGCUGAAACAUUGCAACGCUGUCCUUCUGAGUGUGUAUUGUGUUCAACAUUACAGUCUCUGUUACUGUAUUUCUAUGAGAACUUACUGUAGACAUAUUUUCUGUCACUUUGUAACAUGGUGUUUUUUUGCCACUGUU
Scleropages formosus (Asian bonytongue) is the source of this 3240-nucleotide messenger RNA. It is a transcript of the gene rfx4, whose product is annotated as regulatory factor X, 4. Gene Ontology annotation, biological process: regulation of transcription by RNA polymerase II. Bases 185 to 2389 code for a protein of 734 amino acids. The transcript has 18 exons. Gene Ontology annotation, molecular function: DNA-binding transcription factor activity, RNA polymerase II-specific; RNA polymerase II cis-regulatory region sequence-specific DNA binding. NCBI's taxonomy places the organism in Eukaryota, Metazoa, Chordata, Actinopteri, Osteoglossiformes, Osteoglossidae. The record is from RefSeq and is a predicted model, not a curated record.